Messenger RNA from Guyanagaster necrorhizus, 679 nucleotides. RefSeq lists its product as uncharacterized. NCBI's taxonomy places the organism in Eukaryota, Fungi, Basidiomycota, Agaricomycetes, Agaricales, Physalacriaceae. The transcript has a single exon. Bases 96 to 296 code for a protein of 66 amino acids. The record is from RefSeq and is a predicted model, not a curated record.
ACAAAAAUUCUUCUCCAUCUUCUGUGAAGAGACUGAACUGGAUACUUUGCUAUAUCAUGUAGACUGAAUCAGACAGCUUAUCUCUGCUGUGGAAGAUGAUUACAAGGAUGUUUAUGCAAGUGCCAUACAAACCAUUGACAUAUUCCUCAGAUCCAUUCCCAAAGAUAAACUUGAAUCAUUUGUGGUCCCCUUGUGGUGGAGUGUCAAGUCUACAGGUGCUCUGGGUCACUUUGUUCCUGGUUUUAGUGUCCCCAAAGCAGUUGGGCCUCUCAUUCCAGCCAUUAUUGCUGGUCUGACUACCAGUAGCAAUGAGCAGUGGGAACAAGCAGCAUAUGCUAUUGGUCAUCUCAUGGAUUAUAUGCAAGACACUGUGAUCAAACCAUUUGUGGUCUCUUUCACUGGCUUGCUGAUUUGAGUGGCAAUGCAAACAAUGAUGUACUGACAAGUGGUCAAGACAGCCAUUCUGAGUGCACUGACAUCAAUGUUGGAACAUAUACCUGUGUUCAUGAAACUGUUCCACCCUCAGCUGCAGAGGGUGUUUGUCAAGGGCAUAAGUGACCUCACAAGUAUUGUUGUUAGGAAUAGAGCAGCCAAGGUGUUGGGUGUGUUGAUGAAGAGCCAGCCCAGGGUGGAUGCAGUCGUGAUGGAGCUUAUCGCAGGAGCAAAAAGCAACUUUGAU